This is a messenger RNA of Pelodiscus sinensis (Chinese soft-shelled turtle), 1547 nucleotides long. The record is from RefSeq and is a predicted model, not a curated record. NCBI's taxonomy places the organism in Eukaryota, Metazoa, Chordata, Testudines, Trionychidae.
CCUAAUCCCGAGGCAGGGCAGGAGCGGGAUUCUCUGCCUUCGGUAGAGGGUGCUUAACCAGACCGAUUUCCCUGCGAGCACCGCUCGAGCCGAGCAAGAGGCUGGAGCGCAGACGGGGUUAGCUUCGGCAGCCGAAGUCUGGGUGGUGACGGUGCGGGGCUGUCUGAGGAAGGAGAGGAAAAGGCAGGCGUUAGGACUCAGGGGAAAUCUCUGUCUCUGCCUCUCUUCCCCCUCCCCCUGCCUCAAUCAGUUUGUGCUACUCAUCAGAUCAGGGUAGCAGCUCCAGCUCGGAGAUACAGCCCCAACUCUCUGAUGUACCAAUGCAGGGGCUAUUGGCGGGGCACCCAGACAGACAGCUGCACCUCUACCGCGGGAAGGGCAGGUGGACUCCAAUAGAGAAUGAACAGGAUUGCCACGAUUGUCUUUCUGGUGCAGCUGUUGCAAAAAGCAGAGGGGCAGGUCUUCGCAGGUGGUUGUUCUUUUGAUGAACAUUAUAGUAACUGUGGCUAUAGUGUGGCACUGGGGACCAAUGGAUUUACCUGGGAGCAGCUCAACACGUGGGAAAAGCCAACAAUGGAUCCAGUUCUCCCGACUGGUUCCUUCAUGAUGGUGAAUAGCUCUGGACGGGCGUCUGGGCAGAAAGCUCACUUACUGUUGCCCACCUUGAAGGAAAAUGACACUCACUGCAUUGAUUUUCAUUACUACCUGUCUAGUAGAGACCGCUCCAGUCCUGGCUCAUUGAAUGUCUACGUAAAGGUUAAUGGUGGGCCACAGGGCAAUCCUAUUUGGAAUGUGUCAGGGAUUGUUACGGAAGGUUGGGUGAAGGCAGAGCUUGCCAUCAGUACAUUCUGGCCACACUUCUAUCAGGUGAUAUUUGAAUCCGUGUCUUUGAAGGGACAUCCGGGGUACAUAGCUGUGGAUGAAGUCAGAGUCCUUGCCCAUCCAUGCAGAAAAGCGCCACACUUCCUGCGGCUGCAGAAUGUGGAAGUUAAUGUGGGACAGAAUGCAACGUUCCAGUGUAUUGCUGGAGGGAAGUGGUCUCAGCACGACAAGCUCUGGCUCCAGCAGUGGAAUGGAAGGGACACUGCGUUAAUGGUCACCAGAGUGGUCAAUCACCGACGUUUUUCUGCCACAGUCAGUGUAGCAGACACAUCUCAGCGCAGCAUCAGCAAAUACCGGUGUGUCAUUCGCUCAGAUGGUGGCUCUGGAGUUUCAAACUAUGCAGAAUUAAUUGUGAAAGAGCCUCCAACGCCCAUUGCGCCCCCUGAGCUGCUGGCUGUCGGUGCCACCUAUCUAUGGAUCAAACCCAAUGCCAAUUCUAUCAUCGGAGAUGGGCCUAUAAUACUGAAGGAGGUGGAAUACCGUACAACCACUGGGAACUGGGCAGAAACACACAUCGUAGACUCCCCAAAUUACAAACUGUGGCAUCUGGAUCCUGAUGUGGAGUAUGAGAUCAGAGUGCUCCUCACGCGCCCUGGUGAAGGGGGCACAGGGCCCCCUGGGCCUCCACUGACAACAAGAACAAAAUGUGCAGAUUGAUCUUCUGG